UUAACGACGUUCGAGUAAACAUUACAAAUUUUCAGACGAAAAACAAACGAUUACAUGUCUGCCACUACACAGUCUGGUUGAUACAGAAUCGGUAUACGUCUCUAACUCUUGGGGUUUUCUAUAUCCCAGUAUGGCGGAUAUUCUAGCUUAAAAUAUGGGGAGUUGUGUUUCCACAUCUGAUAAUAAGGUCAAUCCACCAUCUAAUGAGAAAAUAAUUCAUGUCGAACCUCAAGAGAGCAACUUUAGUGAGCAAGACUUUAGCGAGCAUGGGAGAUCUUCUGAAGGCAAGCUAUUAGAGACCUCAGCAUGUACUGAAAAAGUGAUACAAGUUAGACCUUGUGAUAGUGACCUUAGCAAAAGCGAAAGAUCUUUGGAAGGUAUAAAAACUUCACCUACAGACAGAGAACUCAUAAAUGGAAGAUAUCCAGAAGGCUACGAUGGAAAUAAUGAUGAAAAUUUCCACGCAAAAUCAUCGGAAAGAUGUUUGAGAAAUAACAAUGAGACAUCAAUUGACAACGAUCCACUCAAUGGUCGACUUUCAGAGGCUGGACUUGAAGACAGAGAAGAAAGUAAUUGUGUCUUACCGAGAGUUAAAUAUGGUUUACCUCCAAAAUCAGUUCGUUUUGAUGUUGAUUUCAAUGAUGUAGAUACAAAUUCUCGAUCAACACCAAGAAAGUUUCCAAGAAGAUUGAAGAAACUUGAAGGAAUGCCACAGCUUACUGCGGAACAACUUAGAAAAAAGCAAGAACAAGCUGAACAGAACAGAGCAAUGGAGCUUCAACGGAAGACUGACACCUUGUCAAAACAUAAUCGAGAUCUUUUUCAAGCAAGGGAGUACGAAAGAUUAAAAAACGCACAAAUACAGAUGGAGCAAAAGUUCCUUGUGAAUGAACGGAAUCGUCGAAAUCACAUGAAAGGAGUGAUUAUUAAACAACAAGAGAGGGAAACGAGAGCGAAAAACAUCCGCGAGAAAUUAAACAUGGAAUUGGAAGGAAGUGUUGUCCAUAUUGAUGAAACUUAUAAUAGCGGUAAUUCAUCUGAUGAUGACUGGAACGGAGGGGAAAAAGUUGAGAAAUCUGGUGCACAAGAGGACGAUUCUACGGACGAGUUCUUUGAAAACACUCCUGUUAGAGCAAAUCUUUGCACCGUUAUUAAUAACCCAAGGACAGGGUUCGCGUCUUUGUGAAAAAUCGCACGCACGUUUUGCUGGUUAAACGAAUAACCUACCAUGUAAUGCACGUUUCGCUGGCAGCAAAGGUGUGACCUAAGUAUUGAUAAAAUUAUCUUCACAUAUGUCCACAUAAUUUCCGUCAGAGUGCAUAACAUUAUCACGAUUACAACAUCAGAUUAUGACACAGCGGAAAAUAGCCAAUAUUAGAAUUUUAAUAUGCAGGGAA
Molecule: messenger RNA, 1397 nt
Organism: Dendronephthya gigantea
Lineage: Eukaryota; Metazoa; Cnidaria; Anthozoa; Malacalcyonacea; Nephtheidae
Exons: 5
Coding region: 155-1186 (343 amino acids)
Source: RefSeq, a predicted model, not a curated record